Molecule: messenger RNA, 1174 nt
Organism: Ceratina calcarata
Lineage: Eukaryota; Metazoa; Arthropoda; Insecta; Hymenoptera; Apidae
Exons: 1
Source: RefSeq, a predicted model, not a curated record
GUCAGACCUUGGUAAAACUCGGGAGAUUCGUCGAGGCUUUGGAGGAGCUGCAGAUGGCCGCUAAGAUUACCGAGGAAGAGGGUGACACGCCGAUGUUAUCCUACAUCCAGGAUCUUAUCGAGCAAGUGACCCGCGCUCUCCGCAAGAUUCCAUACGAGUACGGGACUACUUGGGGAGUGACCAGUGCCGGGAUCAGUCACGAGCAACGGACCGAGGAGAAUUCGAGUCUGUUCAUCAGCAGCGAGGAGACCGUGAUAACAACGGUGUUUUCGCAGAGGAGGGUGAUCACCGAGUGUCUGGAGGAAUCCAGCAACGAGGACGACGAGGAGGAGGAGUUAACGACGCAUUCAGAGAAGAUCGCACAGACUUACCGUGAAAGCACGGUACGCUCGGAUCUCGGAGAACGGGAAGAGGAGCAAGACGUCCCUGCAGGCAGCUCUACGUUCAGAGUCGAAGACACGACUGAGAGCAAGAAAAAAGUUGUUUCUCCUUCCUCGUUCUCCUCCUCUUCCUCCUCUUCUUCUUCUUCUUCUUCUCUGUCGAUAUCGUUCGACGAGAAAAGUGAAAACGUUAAAGAUUUGGGGGAGUCGACGAACAGGACCGAGAACGAUAUUCAGCACGAGGGGCUGAAGGGUGAAAGCAGCAGUAAAGCAUCUUUGAGGAGCGAUAACACGACGGCGACUUAUGUCAUUCAAAAGGAAUCUACUUUAGAAGAGAAGAAACGUGCGACUGUUAUUGACGAGAACGAGAUGAUCACUGAACUGAGAAUGACAGUCGACGAUAAGGAAGGGAAUCGUAGAAUAACCGAGGCUUUGAAGAUGGUUAAUUGCAACGAUAGCGAACAGAGACAGGAUAUGAUUAACGCUAUUCGCGUUAUCGAAGAGCUGGGGAAGAAGGACGAGGUGGAACUUUUGGAUAUGCUCAGAGACAUGCUGUUAACUACCGAGGGGCGAGACUAUCUGGGAAACUCCGGGGACGGGUUUAGAACCUCGAGAUCCGGCGACGACAGGCAGAGUGGAAUUACGACCAAUCGGUUGACGAGAACCUCGUCUUUGCCACCGUCUCCAAGGCAAUGUAAUGUCAAUGAGGAUUUUCGUAAAUGUCCCAUGCCUUUGCCGUCCAAUUAAUAAUCCUCUUUUGCUAGUCUAUUAAAAUAUUCUCAUCUAUGUAUAUU